Carya illinoinensis is the source of this 916-nucleotide messenger RNA. RefSeq names its product uclacyanin-3-like. Gene Ontology annotation, molecular function: electron transfer activity. The record is from RefSeq and is a predicted model, not a curated record. Bases 60 to 740 code for a protein of 226 amino acids. NCBI's taxonomy places the organism in Eukaryota, Viridiplantae, Streptophyta, Magnoliopsida, Fagales, Juglandaceae. The transcript is spliced from 2 exons. Gene Ontology annotation, cellular component: plasma membrane.
UUGUGUUCCCUGUCUUUUAUCCUUUUUUCUAUCUCUCUUUGCCAUUGUGUGGUGUCGCCAUGGCUUGUUUGGCUACAGGCGCAAUGAUUUUGCUCAGUUUUAUGUCUGCCGUUGGUGUCUGCUUUGGUACUGUGUAUAAGGUGGGCGACUCUAAAGGGUGGACUAACGAAACCAAUGUUGAUUACAAGGUUUGGUCUUCUAAUUCGACUUUCUUCGUCGGCGAUACUUUUUUUUUCCAGUAUGAUUACAAAUCCAACGACGUAAUGGAAGUGAGCCGCGAGGAUUUCGAGUCAUGCAACGUAAGAAGUCCACUCAACUUAUACACCAGCGGCAGGGACUCCAUCACCAUGUGGAAGCCUGGCCAUUAUUACUACGUUUGCUCCUUUCCGGGUCACUGCCAAGCCGGCCAGAAGGUUGACAUCAGGGUCUUGAUCCAACCUCUAAACCCGACACCUUCCCCCGGCCCGAGUCCAUUAAAUCCACCUACCUCAAGUCCAAGUCCAAGUCCAAGUUCCACACUGCCAUCUACACCAAGUUAUCAGCCAACCCAUCCACCUAGCCCAAGUCCAAGUACUUCUAUUCCGGCCACUCCGGAGGUUCAGUCACCACAUUUCUCUAUGCCGGGAGCAGAUCAGGCGCCUGCACCAUCUAAGAACACUGCUCCGAAGUCGUUCCUACCAUCCAAGGGCUUGCUUUCUCUUCACCUUAUGAUGGCUGUGGGUUUUCUUGCAUAUCAUUAAUAUGGAUGUGAUUCUGUAGGAAGGAUAGAGAUCAUAUAGUUCCCAGCUAGUAGUAGUAGUUAACUAGUUAUAUAUGUUUAAUUAAUCAAUAACCAAACGUUCUACGUACGUACGAUUUACUUAAACAUGCUUAAAUUUGUUUCUUUAUUAAUUUAGUGAUCAACGGUAUGAUCAAA